Spea bombifrons (plains spadefoot toad) is the source of this 3324-nucleotide messenger RNA. Its product is annotated as kinesin-like protein KIF19. The coding region runs from base 1 to 2871 and encodes 956 amino acids. The transcript is spliced from 19 exons. Lineage: Eukaryota; Metazoa; Chordata; Amphibia; Anura; Pelobatidae. Gene Ontology annotation, biological process: microtubule-based movement. The record is from RefSeq and is a predicted model, not a curated record. Gene Ontology annotation, molecular function: microtubule motor activity; ATP binding; microtubule binding.
AUGAAUGAGACCGAAAUAGACAAGGACGCCACCAUCAUAGCACGAAAAGUUGGAGAGCAGAUGGUCGUGCUAAUGGACCCAACAGAAGGUCCCGAUGAUGUUCUUCGCACCAAUAGAUCACGAGAAAAGACCUUUAUAUUUGACACGGUCUUCGAUAUGGAAGCAACGCAGGAAGAGGUGUAUAAAUCAACAAUCAAAGACCUGAUUGAAGGAGUGAUUUCUGGCUACAAUGCUACUGUGUUUGCAUAUGGCUCAACAGGUACCGGUAAAACAUACACUAUGCUCGGGAUGGACUGUGACCCUGGGAUAUACAUCCGAACACUGAAUGACCUCUUCAAAGCCAUUGAAGGCACUAGUGACAGUAUGGAUUAUACCGUGUCCAUGUCCUAUCUGGAGAUCUACAAUGAUAUAAUACGUGACCUCUUAAACCCUUCUUCGGGAGUUCUGGAACUCCGAGAAGAUGCCAAAGGUGUUAUACAGAUUGCGGGAAUAACAGAGUUUUCUACCAGCAAUGCUAAUGAGAUAAUGCAGUUGUUGAGAAAAGGAAACAAGCAACGCACUCAGGAGCCAACAGCUGCCAACAAGACAUCUUCCCGGUCUCAUGCAGUUCUCCAGGUCACCGUGAGACAGAAAAGCAGAGCGAAGAACACAAACGAAGAAGUUCGAAUAGGCAAACUGUUCAUGAUAGACCUCGCAGGCUCCGAAAGAGCAUCCCAGGUCACUCAGAACCACGAGAAGAGAAUGAAAGAAGGAGCUCACAUUAACCGCUCCCUUUUGGCCUUGGGAAACUGCAUCACAGCCCUAAGUGAAAAAGGGAGUGGGCGAAAUCAUCACGUCAACUUCCGAGACAGCAAACUCACGCGGUUAUUAAAAGACGCAUUAGGUGGGAACAGUAGAACGGUCAUGAUUGCGCACAUAAGCCCGGCUAGUACUUCAUUUGAGGAAUCUCGCACGACCCUCAUCUACGCAUACAGAGCAAAGAACAUUAAAACAAGGGUAAAAAGAAAUCUACAGAAUGUCUCCUACCACAUAGCUCAGUACAACAGCAUCAUUGCCGAACUCCACAAGGAAAUUGAGCGUCUGAAAGAGACAGUGAAGCAGCACGAAAAAGAACAGAAACCAAACGGUGCCGACAGUGAAAAUGUGCAAGAGGAAUCUGAGCAGAUCUGUUGCUCAUUCCAGUCCAAUGAGAUGAACAACCUCCGACAUCAGCUCGUCAGUGCGUUUGAAGAUCAGAUGGAGAUGAGACGCAGCCUCAUGCAGCUGGAAAACUCCAACAUAGAACUGCAUAUUGAUACCUCCAGACACCUCGUUACUAUUGCAGACUGGGAACAGGAUAAAGCCCGACGUGCUUCCAAACUUCAAGAGAAGUUCAGGAACAAGGUGGCUGAUGACAUGGACACAGAAGAAGAGGAGGAAGAAGCUGAUUCUCCCGAACCCCAUGAAGUCAUGGUGGCCAGAGAAGAAAUUAACAUGCUCCUUGCGGAACAGAGGAAAACUGCCGCCCUUAAGGCUGACCUGGAAAAGCGGUUAGCAGAGACAAAACUCAAAGCGUCUCAACUGGAGCAGCUACUUCCGAAGCAGAUCACUAGCGGGGAUCAGCAAGAGGUUCUGAAGUUGCUUUGCAGAGUUCACGAGCUAGAAGUCGGGAACACUGAGUUGCAGGCCAAGUCCUUGUGCAAGGAGAACCUCCUCUAUCAGAAGGACUUUGUGAUCCUGCGUUACCAACAGCACCGCGCUCUGUGUGAAGAAAUCAUUCAAUGCCAACGGGCGCUGAUAGAAGACAAUAAGCUUCAUGUUCCAGAUAGUGUAGAAAAGCUUUACCGGGUGUACUCCAAGGAACUUGAGGAAGGAACUUUAAAUCGGCUACAGCAGCUUCAUUCUGUCUUAUCAAGUACACUUGGGAAUGGACCCACGGAAAACAAGAAGGACCUCCAUGGGCUUGGAAAGUCGUGUGUCCACUUAGAUAUUGAGCAACUUCAAAAAGUGGUAUCCGACGGUAGGAAACAUGUUCAUUCCCGAGCAAAAGUUGAUCUUCCACCGAUUGUGUGUGAAUCAGGCAGCGACAGUAAAACACCCAAAUCUACUCCCAAUUUGAUUCAAACACGGGAGAAUUCCAGCCUGACUCCUACCAUCUUCCAUCCAGCAAGAACACCAAUACGGCAGAACCCAAACACGCAAAACUUGAUUUUGCGCAAUCAUCUGCAUACAGAGAGGAGAGGCUCCCUAUCAUUCCCUCCGUUGGUUGCUGAACCUGAUGAAAUAGCUAUUGGAACCAAGAGCAUUUCUCUAGUAGCAGCUAGAAGACGCUCAAGGGUUCUUGGUCAGGAGUCCUCGUUCUUCCAAGAACAUACAAGCAGCCUUAAACCACUGCAUGCUCUGGAGCCAAAGGAUGUUCAGUCUAAAUGUUUUCAUAGCCCCUUAAGGAAAAAAAAUGAGAGACAGUCCUUAGAACUUCCAACAAGAAAUGACUUUAAGAAGGAUCUUUUUCCACUCAAAUCAAAAAAAGGGCUAAUGAGCGAGAAAAUUAUUGAAAGAAAGUAUCACAACCAAAGGUCUCGUUCAUUUGAAGCCAUCCGUGCAGAGCUCCCGAAGGUGAAGCCUCAAAGCCUACACAAGCAUAACAACAUCACUCAUCCCAUUGCAACUUCCAUUGGAUUUAGGUUGAAGACUUUUGUGAGGCCCAGCAACAUCAGCCAUAUUCCCAGCACCAUUCCAGUGGUGGUCCUUAAGGAAAUAGAUCAAAGUAAAGGCGGAUUGCAGAUUCCCAAGGCCAGUCAGUCACCGCCAAGCACGGUUCAUCUCAACAACGUGGUCCACAGCAAGGUCAAACCCUACGCAGGAGAUUUAAAGGUCCCAGGGAGGUUGUAAUGAGCCAGGCAAAUACAACUUUCUCCAACAAUAUUUAAAUGCGUUCCCAAAGAGACAUUCAAGAUCAACAGAAACCAGAAAGCGGGAACAGAAAAUAAGCAGGAUAGCUUUGUGAAGAUUGACAAGACAAAGAUUUGAAGGUCAUAGACCGGACAACCCCAGUACACGCCAAACCACCACUUUACCUCCUGGGAACAUUGUUCGUAGUAUACAUUUUGAGGAUCUGGACACGCAAAAUAAAAUGUCAACUCUUAAGCUAACUGUCCUAUUGACUUGCAUGGAGAGAAGCAAUGAUAUGCAACCUAGCCCCCCAGGUGGAUACAAUAGACUGUAUGCCAUCAACUGUGGACCUUGUGCAUUGCAAGUUUAAAGGUUAACCGAUAACCCAUGAUUUUUUGUAGAGCUUCAUAACUAAGUAGCGUAGUUAGCAGUCUUUAAACCGGUGUACAUAGC